CGAACUUCUGCUCCCGCAACCGACCACAUCGACAACCGCGCGCCCUUUUUUCUCUCCCUCCCGGCCAUCUUGACAGCGAGAGAACUUUGGUCAAGAUGAAGCUCAACGUUUCCUACCCGGCCAAUGGGUCGCAGAAGCUGAUUGAAAUCGACGAUGACCGCAAGCUGAGACCUUUCAUGGAGAAGCGAAUGGGAACCGAAGUCGCCGGUGACUCCCUCGGUGAUGAAUUCAAGGGAUAUGUUUUCAGAAUCACUGGUGGUAACGAUAAGCAAGGUUUCCCCAUGAAGCAGGGUGUCCUUCUGCCAAACCGUACCAGACUCCUCCUUUCCGACGGUCACAGCUGCUACCGCCCCCGCCGAACAGGAGAGCGCAAGAGAAAGAGCGUUCGUGGAGCCAUCACCGGUCUCGAUCUCUCUGUUCUUGCUCUCAGCAUCGUUAAGCAGGGUGAGGGCGAGCUCCCCGGUUUGACCGACGUUGUCAACCCCAAGCGCCUCGGCCCCAAGCGUGCCACCAAGAUCCGCUCCUUCUUCGGCCUCGACAAGAAGGAUGAUGUCAGAAAGUUCGUUAUCCGCCGUACCGUUACUCCCAAGGGCGAGGGAAAGAAGGAGUACACCAAGGCCCCCAAGAUCCAGCGUCUCGUUACCCCCCAGAGACUGCAAAGAAAGCGUCACAGAAUGGCCCUCAAGCGCCGCCGCUCUGAGGCCUCCAAGGAAGCUGCCAACGAGUACGCGAAGAUGUUGGCUAGCCGUGUCCACGAAGAGAAGGCCAAGCGUGAUGAGCUCCGAAAGCGACGAGCUUCGUCGAUGCGCAAGUAAGGUCGUUAGGGCGAAGGGGUUGGAGGUUGUGAGACUUGAGCCAUUAUGGGAACUACACGAUACCAUGUUAAAUCCAGGGGAAAAGUCAAACCCAGCCAUGUUUCUUUCCCAACCGUCUCGAUGAUGAAGUAAUGAAAAGGAUACUACAUCAAUGAAAAAGGUAUAUUCUUUUAUUCUCUGCGACCGAGCGAAGGGAUGGGGCGUGUGACUUAUUACUGUGAUAAUCUUUCUCAUUUGUUUUGUUCCUUUAUAACGGGAGGGGAGUCAAAUAGGGAAAAAUUAUACAUGGGUUUGCGACAUAAUCGAGAACC
Messenger RNA from Microsporum canis CBS 113480, 1126 nucleotides. RefSeq names its product 40S ribosomal protein S6. Gene Ontology annotation, molecular function: structural constituent of ribosome. Gene Ontology annotation, biological process: translation. Lineage: Eukaryota; Fungi; Ascomycota; Eurotiomycetes; Onygenales; Arthrodermataceae. The transcript has 6 exons. Gene Ontology annotation, cellular component: ribosome. The coding region runs from base 96 to 815 and encodes 239 amino acids. The record is from RefSeq and is a predicted model, not a curated record.